This is a messenger RNA of Cokeromyces recurvatus, 1500 nucleotides long. Its product is annotated as snare associated Golgi protein-domain-containing protein. Lineage: Eukaryota; Fungi; Mucoromycota; Mucoromycetes; Mucorales; Mucoraceae. Bases 110 to 1255 code for a protein of 381 amino acids. Gene Ontology annotation, cellular component: Golgi membrane. The transcript has 3 exons. The record is from RefSeq and is a predicted model, not a curated record. Gene Ontology annotation, biological process: mitotic spindle elongation; vesicle-mediated transport.
UUUUUUUUUCCAAGAGUAUGACAUAAAAGAAAUAAGGCUAUUUUUUUUUCUUUUAUUUAUAGGCAUUUUUAGUUUUGUUAUUCUAUUUUUUAUUAUUUCAAGUUAUAAAAUGACAAAAGACGAUAAUGAUCCUUUAUUACAACCUCCUUCAGAUACAAUAUUAUUACAGUCUAUAAAUAAUACAACUCAAGAUCUAGAUUAUUUUCCUUCAGUAACAACUAAUAGUAAUUCACACUUUAUUCAAAGAAUCAAACAAAGAUGGACAAAACGGAACAUAAUUUUAUUCCUUUAUAAUUGGAGAUGGUCUUUAUUCUUCUUUGGCAUUUCAGUCAUAAUAGGCAUCGUUAUGUUUAUUUAUAGAAGAAAUUUUUUUGAAGCUUUAGAAGCAUUAAGUCAUCAUUUAUCAGAUUUAGGUUAUAGGGGGUAUCUAUUGAUGUCUUUACUUAUCUUUUUGAGUGCCUUUCCUCCUAUUAUCGGUUAUAGCACUUACCAAACAUUAUCAGGUUAUACCUAUGGAUUUCAAAUUGGAUUCCCUAUCUCCUACUUUAGUGCAUUGAUAGGUGCUAUUAUUUGCUUUUCAUUAUGUAGAUUAUUCAUAAAGACUCGUAUUAGUCGUCUACUAUCAAGGUAUCCUAAUUUUGAAGCAGUAGUCAAGGCAGUAGAAAAGAAAGGUUUCAAGCUAUUCCUAUUAAUUCGUAUUUCUCCUUAUCCUUUUAAUUUAUUAAAUUUCUUUUUUGCUUCCACUAGCAUUCCACUCUCUCAUUUUGUAGCAGGAACAGCAAUUUCAUUACUAAAAAUUGCUUUGCAUGUUUAUAUCGGUGCCAACUUGACUUCCUUUGUUGAUCAUUUGUUAGGCAAGGAUGGUGAUUUAACUGAAGCUCAGCUGAGAGCUAUGAAAGUCAAAUAUGUAGCAUUCAUCAUUUUUACGUUAUUAGCCAUAGUCGUGAUGGCCUAUCUUUAUCAAAUAGCAAAGACAGCUGUUGCAGCAGAAUCUAUAGAUGAUGAGGAACAGGUAUCCUUUUUAAAUCAUCGUCAAGAAGAAGAAGAGGAUGACGAUGUGAAUGCGAGUACAGUAACUAUUUUAUCUUCUGGAACAGUGAUUUCUUCUUCAUCCAUAAUACCACUAAACUCCCAUCAUGAAAGAACAAUCAGAGAUAAUAAUAGUAGUAGUAGUAUCUCUUUGGAUGCUUGGGAUGCUUGGGAAGAUGAAGAGUCUGCUAUGGUUAAAAAAAGGGACAUUGGUAAAGAUGAUUAAAACUAUUUUCAUAUUAUAUGUAUAUUUUUGUAUAUUUAUUUAUUUAUUUUGUCACAUAUUAUGUAUAAUAACAAUAAUUGAUUCCCACUAUAAAUAAAAAUCCUUUUUCUACGUAUCCAUUAGGAUACAAAUACAUGUAUAUAUGUAAAGAAAGAAGAGCAAUAAUAAUAAUAAUAAUAAUAAUAAUAAAAAUACAAUGCUUGUAAUAUACAUGUGUAUAUAUCUUAUAUUUAUAUUUAUAUAUG